AUGGAAAUUGAUAAUAUUGAAACUAAUUUAUCAGAUAAUGUUGAAAAAAUUCUUCCAGUGUCAGAUGAUCAAUAUUCUGAUAAUAUUUGGAAAUUUUAUAAAGAUCUCGAAAUAAAUAAAGCUCCAGAAGAAUCUGAAAAUAAUAAUAAAUUUCCUUAUAAAAUUUUGGAAUGGGAGAAAUAUUACAAAAAGUUAAUGCUGAAUUUCUUCAAUAAUUGCCCUGGAACUGAAAAAUAUUUCAGGCAAUUAAAAGAAUUACUUACUGAUUCUAUUUUGCCAUUCAAGAAUUUAGAAACUGUUGACGCAAAAAAUGUACUACUAAGAAUAUCAUGUAGCUUAUUAUUAAAGAAGGAAAAGAAUUGA
Messenger RNA from Strongyloides ratti, 363 nucleotides. RefSeq lists its product as hypothetical. The record is from RefSeq and is a predicted model, not a curated record. Bases 1 to 363 code for a protein of 120 amino acids. The transcript has a single exon. NCBI's taxonomy places the organism in Eukaryota, Metazoa, Nematoda, Chromadorea, Rhabditida, Strongyloididae.